This is a messenger RNA of Triticum turgidum subsp. durum (durum wheat), 918 nucleotides long. The record is from the annotation of a GenBank genome assembly. NCBI's taxonomy places the organism in Eukaryota, Viridiplantae, Streptophyta, Magnoliopsida, Poales, Poaceae.
AUGCGGAUCCGCAGGUCCGCCUCCCGCCUGCUGGGCGGCGCAGCCGCUGCCUUCGCCCCCGCCCCGGCCCCCUCUGACCGGCCUCGAUUCGAGCUGUUCCCGCCGCCGCCGUCGCCGCCGGCGACGGACCAAGCCCACGAAUCCGGCGCCGGGUUGGUGGCGCCCGAGGCCUCCUCCUGCGGGCAGCCUUGCUGCGAGCUCAGCAGGUCGCCGUGGGAACUCAUGGCCGAGCUCGACCUCUCGGACCCCGAGGUGGAGGAAUGCUUCGAGAAGACUUACUUCAGAACUACACGACGAGCUGGUUGGCUCUUCCCAUCCAGUAUCAGCAUGCCCAACGGCUCCAUCAAGGAGAAGACGACUGUAGAUAUGAUCGAUGGGGCCACCAACAUGGCUGCGAAAAUGAAGGAGGGGAAGAAGAAUGAGAGCAAGUCAAAGACGAAUAAGGGGAUCAAAGUGAAGAAGGGAGUGUGGACAUGCAAGAAGAGGGACGGCAAGAAGCCACAAAAGAAGAGGCCCGUCGUUGACAUGGGCGAAGCGUUCUACUACUACGACGGCUUUGGCCCAUCACGCAGCUCCAAGAGGCAUUGUAGAUCAAGCAGUGGUAGCAGUGUGCUGGAAGAACCUCCACUACCCAUUGAACAACAGAAAGAUGAGGCAUGCCCCCAAACACAAUUUGAUUUUAGUGCAAGCCAAGCUAAUGUCACCGACCAUCCGGCUGUGCCGACAUCAACACAUGUCGAGAAGCCUAGGCUCAAUUUGAGCAAUGCCAACAUUAUCAGCUACGAUAAGGAGAGCAGCAAUGACGACGCACUUGGUUGCAAUGGCAAACAAAUGUGCGACAUUAUGAUGAUGAACAACCCGUUCAAGAAGAGGUGGAGGAAGCCUGUUAAAGCCCGAUCGCUCAAGUCGCUAAUGUAA